UUAAGCAUCUCGUUUAAACUGAACGGAACUUUUGAAGCGCAAAGCAGGCGUGGAAAUCAAUUUCCUUGCGAUAUUCUGUAUUACAGUUAUUGAAUAUUUCAGUGUUAUUCCGAUUUUAAAAGCGUUAACACGCCCAGCUUUUUGGAUAUUUUUCAAAUUUUUAGUUUUAAAAAUUUUCGGCUAAAAUCCAUUAAUGAUAACUUAGCACACCCAACCAGUGAACCAUAUUUUAAUAUACAGCUUCAUUAAGAAAGCUGUACACUUGUUAUCGUAGCAGAAACAUUUUAAAAUUGUUUGAGAAAGAAACCAAAUACUAAAAAAUAUUACAACAUGAAUAAAUCGGAUGCAAACACACGCCAGGGCCACUACAAGGCCAACACUCUCAACGCGCAGGAAUCGCGCAUGCGUCGCCAUGAGGUGACCAUUGAGCUGCGCAAGUCGAAGAAGGAAGAUCAGUUGUUCAAGCGCCGCAACAUCAAUGAUGAAGAUCUAACCUCCCCCUUGAAGGAAAUUAAUGGGCAGUCGCCGGUGCUGCUGUCGGUCGAUGAAAUUGUGGCGGCCAUGAACAGCGAAGAUCCGGAGCGUCAAUUCGUGGGCAUGCAGCAGGCGCGCAAGAUGCUUAGUCGCGAACGCAAUCCGCCCAUUGAUCUAAUGAUUGGUCAUGGCAUUGUGCCCAUCUGCAUACGCUUCCUUCAAAAUACCAGCAACACUAUUUUGCAAUUUGAGGCAGCUUGGGCUUUGACUAACAUCGCGUCAGGCACAUCGGAUCAGACACGUUGCGUUAUCGAACAGAAUGCUGUGCCCCAUUUCAUAGCACUCCUGCAGUCGAAGUCUCUUAAUCUGGCCGAGCAGGCCGUUUGGGCACUGGGAAACAUUGCCGGCGAUGGCCCUGCUGCACGUGACAUCGUAAUCCAGCACAAUGUCAUCGAUGGCCUUUUGCGUUUAAUCAAUAAUGAGACGCCUCUGUCGUUUCUCCGCAACAUUGUUUGGCUGAUGUCAAAUUUGUGCCGCAACAAGAACCCAUCGCCGCCCUUUGAGCAGGUGAAGCGCUUGUUGCCAGUGCUGUCGCAAUUGCUGGUCAGCCAGGAUAUACAGGUUCUGGCCGAUGCCUGCUGGGCUCUGUCCUAUGUGACGGACGAUGAAAACAGCAAGAUACAAGCGGUCGUCGAUACGGAUGCAGUGCCACUUCUGGUGCGACUACUGCAAACCGAUGAGCCCAGCAUCAUUGUGCCAGCAUUGCGGAGCGUGGGCAACAUUGUCACUGGAACGGAUCAACAGACCGAUGUGGUUAUAGCUGCGGGUGGCUUGCCAAAGCUUGGGUUACUCUUGCAACACUCGAAGGGCAACAUUGUGAAGGAGGCUGCCUGGACCGUGAGCAACAUAACGGCUGGUAAUCAGAAACAGAUUCAGGCUGUUAUCGACGCAGGCAUCUUUCAGCAAAUACGCCAUGUGCUGGAGAAAGGCGAUUUCAAGGCACAAAAGGAAGCCGCCUGGGCUGUGACCAAUACCACUACUUCAGGCACACCAGAGCAGAUUGUGGAUCUUAUUGAGAAGUACAAGAUACUGAAACCAUUUAUCGACUUACUGGAAGCCAAAGAUCCAAGAACCAUCAAAGUGGUGCAAACUGGUCUUUCGAAUCUGUUUGCGCUCGCCGAAAAGCUGGGCGGCACUGAGAACCUGUGCCUAAUGGUCGAGGAGCUUGGUGGUCUCGACAAGCUAGAAGCAUUGCAGCAUCACGAAAACGUGGAGGUCUACAAGAAGGCGUAUGCCUUAAUAGAUACAUACUUCAGCACUGGCGACGACGAGGCCGAAAAGGAGCUGGCACCACAGGAGGUUAAUGGCGCACUGGAGUUUAAUGCCACGCAGCCCAAGGCACCCGAAGGCGGCUAUACCUUUUAACAAACUUUUAAAAUAAGUGCCAGCCAUCAAUACACAUACACACAUACUAACGCACACGAAACACAUACUAACACGCACACCACCACACGUAUACAGUUUUUUGUUCUUAUGCGACCGCGCCUACACAAUCUAAGAACACACUCCAUUAGUUUGUCACUCCUAAGCACACCGAACACAACUCAACAAACGUUCAAAAGGUAGGCAGAGGCAGAGGCAAAUCUUUGUUCAAUCCCCAUGCCUUUGCCUCCUCUAUGUACACACCCUUGUUUGUUGUGCAUUUCCGCAUUGUCCCGCAUGCGGCCAUGAAAACGCAUCUUAGGCGCGUUCUAUUUUUUGUUUUUGGCCUGUUAAACAAUCGCCACGUA
Molecule: messenger RNA, 2264 nt
Organism: Drosophila hydei
Lineage: Eukaryota; Metazoa; Arthropoda; Insecta; Diptera; Drosophilidae
Gene: Pen
Product: importin subunit alpha
Exons: 5
Coding region: 331-1899 (522 amino acids)
Biological process (GO): NLS-bearing protein import into nucleus
Cellular component (GO): cytoplasm; nucleus
Molecular function (GO): protein binding; nuclear import signal receptor activity
Source: RefSeq, a predicted model, not a curated record